AUGGAAGAUCUGCCCAGAUUAAAUUUUCCCAAUUUUUAUUACACCUUGGAAGAUGUUAUUUACGAGGAAGUGGCGAAGAAAGGAAUGACUUGGUCUGUUCACCGGCCUGAUGUUAUCUUUGGGUUUUCGCCUCACAGCUUGAUGAAUAUAAUUGUGACUAUUUCUGUUUACGCUGCAAUAUGCAAGCACGAUGGAGCUCCGCUAAUCUUUCGUGGAUCAAAAGAGGCAUGGAAUAGUUAUGCAAUUGCUUCUGAUGCAGAUCUGAUUGCAGAGCUUCAAAUUUGGGCGUGUGUGGAUCCUUAUGCACGAAAUGAAGCUUUUAACAUCCACAACAGAGACGUGUUCAAAUGGAAGCAUUUGUGGACGAUUUUAGCAGAAGAGUUUGGGAUUGAAGAGUAUGGAUUUGAAGAGGGGGAGAGUAGUGUAACCUUUGCAGCCAGCUCGUAUAAUUUUAUUUUCUUGUAA
This is a messenger RNA of Dovyalis caffra, 465 nucleotides long. NCBI's taxonomy places the organism in Eukaryota, Viridiplantae, Streptophyta, Magnoliopsida, Malpighiales, Salicaceae. The record is from the annotation of a GenBank genome assembly.